This is a messenger RNA of Menidia menidia (Atlantic silverside), 4607 nucleotides long. The record is from the annotation of a GenBank genome assembly. Lineage: Eukaryota; Metazoa; Chordata; Actinopteri; Atheriniformes; Atherinopsidae.
CUGAACUUCCGGUCGACGCCACUGCGCUUGCGUAAUGACGUCUUGAAACUACCUGCACGUUCUAGCUGCGACGCCACGCCUCCCCCACCUGAGUUCUGGAAGAUUUAAGAAGUGAGCAGUCAAAACUAAAACAAGCAGCGAAUUUCUUUCAAAAAUAACUUCUCGGUGGGACUUUUGAAACUUUUUAUACGGAUAACAACGAAUUGACGCUUCUGGUGACAAAGACAGACGUAACAGAAGCCCGGCAUGGAGGAGUUAACAAUAUGGGAGCAGCACACGAUAACGCUUGUUAAAGAUCCCAAAUUUGGUUUCGGCUUCGCGAUAUCGGGAGGGAAAGACAAGCCUCACCCGGACAAUGGGGACACGGCGGUGGUGGUGUCGGAUGUGCUUCCAAACGGGCCGGCCAUGGGGCGUCUGUUCAACAAAGACCAAAUUGUCAUGGUCAAUGCAGUAUCCAUGGAAAACGUCCACUCCAACUACACCAUCCAGACCCUCAAGUCAUGCGGCAAGACUGCAAACAUAACUGUGAAACGUCCUCGAAAGAUCCAGAUCCCAGCAACCACCAGACCCACCCGAGCAGCCUCCCAGUCCAACCUGCUGGACCCGGACCCCCCGAGGCGAGCGCGCCGCUUCUCCGACGGCAGCGACCACAGAGACGCCGGCCGCUACCGCUCCCGCACCCGCAGCCCCUCCCCCAACCGCAACGGCUUCACCAACACGCUGCCCCUCAUGUCCACGGGGUACAAGCGGCUGCCGCAGAACACCUCGGCCGACAAACCCAUCAAAACCACUCUGGUCAAAAAGAAGAUCACUGACGAGUAUGGAUUGAAACUGGGCAGUCAGAUCUUCAUAAAGCACAUGACGGAGAGCGGCCUGGCCGCGAAGGAGGGCACGCUACAGGAGGGAGACCUGAUCCUGAAGAUCAACGGCAUGACCACAGAGAACCUAUCCCUGCUGGAGACCAAGCACCUGGUGGAGAAGAGCAGAGGCAGACUGACCAUGACGGUGCUCAGGGAUGACCGCCGGUUCCUGGUCAGCAUCCCGGAGGUGGAGGACAGCGCCCCCAACAGCGAGGAGGAGCGGCGCCGGGACAGCAGCUCCGAGCUGGAGGAUAUUUCGGACAUCGAGGAGGACAUCACCCCUCGGAGGACGUCCCGCCAGCCCACCAGAGAGAAGCGCACACGCAGAACCAGAGCUGAGCCCCCCCCACGAGCCAAGUCUCGCGACCCGUCGCCGGUGCGCUCCACGCUGAGCCGACCUCCUGCAAAAGCCUACGCCCCCCGCAGAGCUCCAUCUGAAUCGGACUCCGACCGCAGUGCGUCUCCUCCCCCCGUCAGGAGACACAGCCCAGAAACGAGGGAUCACGCCAGCAAGUACAAAAGUCUGUCAGGAAUGUCGACUCUUCCCAACCCCCGGUCCUCUCCUGUCCAGCACAGCUGGACAUCUCGCCCCACCUCCUCGGCCUCUCGGCCUCGCCGGCCUGUGUCGGACUCCGACUCCGAUCGCAGCCCCUCCCCGCCCCGCAGAGAGGCCCCCCGCCCAGACAGAUACAAAGUUCUUCCUGAUAUUCCCCUCGGGACUCUGAGAGCAUCACCCAUCCCCGUUCGCAACGAGCCGCCAAGGAGGGUCAACUCGCCUGUUAGAAUCCCGCCUCCGGAUUCUGACUCUGAAUCGGAUGGCUUCUCGGGGCCUCCCCAGAGGCAGAGCACCACGUACAGUCAGGACUCGCUCAGUCGAUACAGAGUCCUGCCAAACGUCUCCCUGCAGCCCCAGCAGGUGGAGCCAGCGCCGGCCAGCAGGACCAGCAGCUCCCCACCCAGAGUCACAGCAGCAGCUCGGCCGGACUCUGACUCGGACGCCAGUUAUGCAUCCGUCCCCCGGAGGAGCUCCACAGACAGCGGAGACUCUAACCCAGCCCACAGACAGAGGGUAAUGCCUAAAAUAUCCACGUCCGUCGCUGUGAGGCAGGAGUCUCAGCGCCGCGCCCCGUCGCCCGCCAGGCCUCCUCCCGACGAUUCCUCCGGGUCGGAUCAGCUCUCCCACCUCCGGAGGUCUGGGAGCUCUGAGCCGGAGCAGAGCCGCCGCAGUGUUCCUCGAGCCACUAACGGCGGCGGCACCGUCCGGUCCGGCAUUUCAGUGAAGAACAACACGCCGCUCCACUGUAAGGCUCAUAACCAGGCCCUGACCCUGACCCUAACCCUAACUCUGACCUGGCUGACUCCUGUUCUAACAUGUAGUGGCUCAUCUUCUGUAAGUAAUAACGAUCUACAUCUCACUCUUGCAGCAAAGCCGGUAGAAGAGCCCCUUUAUUCUCUACCUCCAGAUUCUUACCCAUCUCCAAAUCCAGGGUACAGUUCGGACGUGCAGACUGUCACUUUUGUGAAGGAGCGCAGCCUGGGCCUGAGGCUGGUGGGGGGGAACGACGUGGGCAUCUUUGUGGGCGGCGUCCAGCCGAACAGCCCGGCGUACGAGCAGGGCAUGAAGGAGGGAGACCAGAUCCUGCAGGUGAACAAAGUUGAUUUCGGCCACUUCACUCGAGAAGAAGCCGCCAACUUCCUGCUCAACAUCCAGACUGGAGAACAGGUGGAGAUCUGCACGCAGACCAAGAUAAACCUUUAUAAAAAGAUCAUCAAGUCCAACCUGGGAGACAACUUCUACAUCCGCACCCACUUCGACCACGAGGCGGACGCGCCCAUCGGCCUGAACUUCACCAGGGGGGAGGUGUUCCGGGUCACCGACACCAUGCACCGCGGGAAGAUGGGCUCCUGGCUGGCCGUGCGCAUGGGCAACGACCUGCACGAGAUGGACAAAGGCACCAUCCCCAACCAGGACAAGGCGGAGCGGCUGGCCGCCGUGGAGCGGGCGCAGCGGGCCAGCGGGGAGAGGCCCGUGACGGGACCCCGAGCCGAGUUCUGGAAACUCAGAGGGCUCCGAGGGAACAAAAAGAACGAGAAAAACAACAGGCGGACCCGCGAGGACCUGCUCCAGCUGACCAUUCAGGGCAACUUCCCGGCCUACGAGAGAGUUCUGCUCAGGGAAGCUAAUUUCAAGCGGCCCAUCGUCAUUCUGGGUCCUCUGAAUGACAUCGCCAUGGAGAAGCUGGCCAAAGAGUUGCCUGACGACUAUGAGGUGGCAGAAAUGGUUCCUCGUAGCGGAGCAAAAGAGAGCGGCUCAACGGUCAUAAAACUGGACACCGUUAGGAAAAUAGCAGAGAAGGACAAACACCCGCUGCUCGACAUCACUCCCACCGCGGUGGAGAGGCUGAACUACAUCCAGUACCACCCCAUGGUGCUGUUCUUAGACCCGCACAGCCGCAAGGACGUGAAGGCCAUGAGGCAGAGGUACAGCCCCGGCUCCAACAAGAGCUCCAGGCGCCUGUACUCGCAGGCCGUCAAGAUGCGGAGAGACUGCAGCCAUCUUUUCUCAGCUCGCGUGGAUCUGCAGCCCGACUCCCACAGCUGGUAUGACAGUUUGAAAAAUAAGAUCCGCCACCAGCAGUCCAAACCCGUCUGGGUGUCUGAAGUCACGCUGGAGAGCGGAGCGGAGCAGGAUCUAGAUGCUCUGGACCAGAACCAGACGGACUACCUCAGUGCUGCCAGCGACCUGGAGGACACGGACGGAGAGGCCUUCACGGACGGAGAGGCCUACACCGACAACGAGGACCUGGAGGAGGCCUACCCGGGCCAGGAUACCUCCAGGCUGCCCCGGGGCUCCCGGGGCCCCGGGGCCGCCCUGGCCCGCUCGUCCGAGCCGGCCUCUGGCCUCCAAACCCCCCCGCCGGAGCCGGGCGCCCACUCGUACUCGCUCCAAGAGGUGCCCCCCCUCAUGCACGUGCCCGAGCCCCGCGCGCCCCGCCAGGACUACUACAGCCCCGAGGAGGAGGAGGACCCCUCCCACCGCAGUUUCACCGACUCCGACUUCGAGGCCCUGGAUGCAGCGGUUCCCUACAGCCCCUCGGACGGGCCCCCGGACUUUGUGGCGCCCGACCCCACCACUCGGUACUCGGCCAAUCAGCCGGCCUACGCCGAGGAGCAGCCGCAGGACUCUGAGCCCCCCAGCCUGUCCGCCAUCGAAGAGAAACUACAGCAGACUCGCUCUGCAGAGCCGCAGGCAGAGGACAAGAAAAGCCCUCAGUUCCUGGUGCUGGCACAUCACCAAGCGCUCCAGUUCAGACGCACACAGAUCCGAGGCAGCGACAGCUCCGAGGGCGAGGAAGAGGAGGAGGAGGAAGAGGGGGAGGACAUCGAGUGGGGUCCCGCCACUGAACUCUAGACAAACUGUCCAUAAAGCAAAGUUUCACUCCCUCAACAAACUCUUAUUCACUUCUGAGAUUACUGACAUGUUUUUAAUUUAUCUGUGGAGAACCGUGUUGUUUAGGGGUAGAAAGUGGGAAGUGUUCAGAAUAACUGCGAUCGUUAGUUAAACGUACCAAAAAAAAAAAGAGCAAGUGCCUGCUUUCUUUUACAUUUUUUUUAUGUUGAAAAAUGAAUGUGAAUAUGUCAUAGCUGUAAUAUACAAGUCUUACUUUUAUUAGGAAUGAUUAAUAAACUAGUCUGUUUAGCAACUUUUUUCAUUCUUUUACAUUUUUUUACAUUAAACCAUUUCCU